CAAAAUAAACCAAACACCCCCUAAAAUUGAGUGGGCACACUAGCGUAGUAUGUGGCGAAGAAUCACUUUCUCUCUCCUCCAACCACCACUUUCACAACCCUUCUCCACCACCACCGCCACCACCGCCACCGCCGCCGCCGCAGAACAAACCCCAUCUCUCUACUCUUUCCUCCAACCUUCUCUCUUCUCUCUCAAACCCCAACAACAACAACCACCACCACCUUCAUCACCUCCUCCUCUUUCACCCACUUCCCCAAACACGCCCUUACAAUCUGAACAAACAACCACCCUUCAAACCACUCUUCUCCAUUCUCUCUCCUCCUCUAACACUGAUGAAGCUUGGAAAUCAUUCAAAUCUCUCACCAACUCUUCAUGUUUCCCCACUAAAUCUCUCACUAACUCUCUCAUUACCCACUUGUCUUCUCUCUCUGAUGUGCAUAAUCUCAAGAGGGCUUUUGCUUCUGUUGUUUUAUUGGUAGAGAAGAAUCCUAAUUUGUUGGAAUUCGAUACUGUUAAGGAGGUAUUGAAGUCUAUGGGUGCGGCUAAUAUGCCUGCCCCUGCUUUCGCUCUAGUUAAAUGUAUGUUUAAGAAUAGGUAUUUUGUGCCUUUUUAUGUUUGGGGUCCUGUGCUUGUUGAGAUUAGUAGGAAGAGUGGUAGUUUUGUAGCUUUUUUGGGUGUUUUUCAUGAGAAUUGUAGGGUUGUUCUUGAUGAGAAGUUGGAGUUUAUGAAACCUGAUUUGAGUGCUUGUAAUGCUGCUUUAGAGGGUUGUUGUUUUGAUCUUGAAUCGGUUAAGGAUGCCGAGAGGGUGGUUGAGUUGAUGUCACUAUUAGGGGUUAGGCCGGAUGAAGCCAGUUUUGGGUUGCUUGCUUAUUUGUAUGCAUUGAAGGGUCUUCAAGGGAGGAUAGUUGAGUUAGAGAAUUUGAUGGGUAGGUUUGGUUUUACAGAUACAAUGGCGUUUUCGAGUAAUUUGAUACGUGGUUAUGUUAAGGCAGGGAGUGUAGAGUUGGUCUAUGAAACGAUUUUGAGGAGCUUGAAAGAAGGAGAUGAUGGACAUGAUCAUUUGAAGUUCAGUGAAGAAACUUACUGUGAAGUUGUGAAAGGGUUUCUAGAACAUAAGAACAUCAAGGAUUUAGCAGCAUUGAUUGUUGAAAGUCAGUUGUUGGAACCUGAAGAUGUCGUAGGGGAAAGGUCUACAGGGUUUGGCAUAGUUAAUGCUUGUGUUAAACUUGGGAUGUUAGAUAAGGCACAUAGUAUACUAGAUGAGAUGAAAGCUCAAGGAGCAUCUGUUGGACUUGGGGUGUAUUUGUCAAUCUUGAAAGCCUAUUGCAAAGAGUAUCGGACAGCUGAUGCUGCGCAAAUGGUAGCGGAGAUUAAUAGUUAUGGCCUUCAAUUGGAUGUUAGUUGUUAUGAUUCCCUUAUAGAAGCAUCAAUGACAAGCCAGGAUUUCCAGUCUGCUUUCUCCUUGUAUAGGGACAUGAGGGAUGCAAGAAUAUUGGAAUUGACAGGAAGUUAUCUUACCAUAAUGACUGGUUUGACAGAAAAUAACCGUCCUGAACUGAUGGCGGCGUUCUUGGAUGAGGUUGUUGAAGACCCUCGCAUUGAAGUGGGGACACAUGACUGGAAUUCUAUUAUACAUGCUUUCUGUAAGGCUGGUCGGCUCGAAGAUGCUAGUAGAACAUUUAGGAGGAUGGUCUUUCUUCAAUUUAGACCUAACGAGCAGACAUAUUUGUCAUUGAUCAAUGGUUAUGUCUCUGCAGGGAAAUACUUCAAUGUUUUGAUGCUGUGGAAUGAGGUUAAAAGGCGAGUCUCGAAUGAUGACUCCAUAGGAUUCAAGUUAAAUCACAGCUUAAUUGAUGCAUUUCUUUAUGCACUGGUGAAAGGAGGUUUUUUUGAUGCUGUGAUGCAAGUAGUGGAUAAAUCUCGGGAAUCAAAGAUUUUUGUUGAUAAGUGGAGAUACAAGCAAGCAUUUAUGGAGACACAUAAGAAACUUAAGGUAUCAAAGCUGAGGAGGAAGAACUUCAAGAAGAUGGAAACCCUGAUUGCUUUUAAGGAUUGGGCUGGCUUGAGUGCAUGAGAGCUUUUAGAUGUUCUGUGCCUGCUUUCAGGCAUAGAAUUGAGCUCCAUUGAUCGCGAUGUUGGGUGUCGAUGGCUCUUUGGCGACCCUCUUGUCAGAGCAUAAUAGAGAAAACAGGGAAGGACUGUGAUUUUACCCCUCAGAAUUCUGAAUUUCCUUCUGCUGCUUUUUUGGGAAUAUCAUGGGACUUACAGCUUUAUCAGGAUUUUACCUUCUGCAAUUAUGCUGGAUAUGCUUUGCAAAUCUUCACGAGGUAAAGACUUUACAGAUGUGGAAUUUGAAUGGUAAGUCGUCUGGCUCUAGUGAAAGGAAGUACGGACAGAACAUAGUCAUAAUGAUUUUGUUGCUGAGUUCUUUGUCCUACAAUUUGAGAAAUGGAUAUUAUGCAUUUAUGUAGUACUAGACUACAAAUAGUUUUAUGAUCUAUAUUUCAUUUCUAGCAUAAUCUCAAGCAAUGAGUGAUCGUUGGGUUGAUUCAACUCUGAGUUGUAAAGUUAUGGUAUUUGUAAACUUCUUGUUCCCAGGACACUAGGAUGAAAUUUUUCUUACAAAAUUAUACUAAAGUUCAUUACGUUUACUGUAAUUUAUUACGGCAUACAAAAUGUUCCAUAGGUGAUAUUGUGUUAAAAAACAGACGAGAUUUUAGCCAUUUGCAUUAAGCUCAAGCUUCCUUCUUG
Molecule: messenger RNA, 2751 nt
Organism: Beta vulgaris subsp. vulgaris (sugar beet)
Lineage: Eukaryota; Viridiplantae; Streptophyta; Magnoliopsida; Caryophyllales; Amaranthaceae
Product: pentatricopeptide repeat-containing protein At1g69290
Exons: 2
Coding region: 50-2074 (674 amino acids)
Molecular function (GO): protein binding
Source: RefSeq, a predicted model, not a curated record